AUGAAGGACUCUGGGCACUGUGUCAUGGACGAAACGUUGAAAUCAAAGGAAAUUUUGACGCUGACCCUUUCCGAGACCAUAUCGCAAGAAAUGGAUAAGCUACAAGUGAUUCGUGAGUUCACUAAGUAUCAGCUUGUUACAGCUACGAAAAGAUUACUUGUCGCGGCCGAUCUGGUCCGAAUGAAAGCAGCGGCAUCUGAUAAUGGAGCUGAUCACGAUUGA
Molecule: messenger RNA, 222 nt
Organism: Necator americanus (New World hookworm)
Lineage: Eukaryota; Metazoa; Nematoda; Chromadorea; Rhabditida; Ancylostomatidae
Exons: 2
Coding region: 1-222 (73 amino acids)
Source: RefSeq, a predicted model, not a curated record